CGACAUAUCAGUGCGUGACGUUCGGCAACGUUUGAGACAUUCGCUAUACGUCGUGUCCCCGUGCUAGACCACGUCUUCUCUCACGAUGCAUUUCUCAAUCUUUUUGGUGAUAAACGUUGCCAUCGUUCUGUUAGUCGAAUGUACUCCAAUAGAUUAUGAACUAGAAGAGCGUGAAUGGCUUAAAAAUGCAUUUGCGCAUUUGAACGAUGUACGCUAUGAUAACUACGCAACGAUGAGAAAUCAACAAGAAUUACGCUCACAGAUGAAGGAAAUGGAACAAUAUAGUGAAGUGAAGAGGAAACCUCACCCCCAUCGCCACCGUAUUCCACCUGUCGUGAUGACAGUAGAGCAACAGAAACCAGAUCAAGUAUCUCAAGAGGAGCAGAAAUUAGAACAAAUCUUGGAACAAACGAAUCCUGAACAGUUUUCCGUAGAUGGGAAAUAUUCGGAAUAUACUACGGAUGGGGAUUGGUAUAAUAGACCUACUCCCUCUGCUUCUGUCCAGGUGGAAACAAAACCAAACGAAAUUCCUGUAAUAGAGAAUAAAGCGGAUAAAAUUCCAGCAAUGCUAGCACAGGAUCAAGCAACGGAGCGUAAUCGCCCGCCGGUUUUCGUAGCGGGUGAGAAACCGGAACAGGUUCCAGUAGAUGUACCACAACCGGUGCAAAUUCCCGUGGCAGAAACAAAACCUGGACAGGUUCCAGUAGGUGAACAGCAAUCGAUACAAGUUCCAGCGGUAGAGACGAAUCCCGAACAGGUUUCAGUAGAUGUACCACAACCAGUGCAAGUACCAGUGGUAGAGACGAAACCGGAACAGGUUCCAGUAGAUAAAUCGCAACUUGUACAAGUUCCAACAGUGGAGACGAAACCGGAACAGGUUUCAAUAGAGAAAAAGAAUCCUGGAGACGUCUCGGUGGUGCCCGAACAGGUACCAGUAACUCUACCGCAACCGGUGCAAGUUCCCGUGGUAGAAACAGAACCUGGACAGGUUCCAGUAUAUGUACCACAACCGGUGCAAGUUCCCGUGGUAGAAACGAAACCCGAACAAGUUCCAGUAGAUAAACCGGUACAAGUUCCAGCGGUGGAGACGAAACCGGGCCAGGUUUCAAUAGAGCAAACGAAUCCCGGGGACGUCCCGGUGGUGAUUGGACAGGUACCAGUAACUCUACCGCAAUUGGUGCAAAUUCCAGUAGUGGAGGCGAUACCCGAACAAGUUCCUCAAGUAGAACAACAGAAACCGGAACAGGAUCUCGAUCAGCAGCUAAAACUUGAAACCCCUUCGGUACUGAUUGACCAAAAUAAACCCGAACAAGUUUCCAUCGGUACAAACACGUCCCAGGUAGAAGACCCUAUUGAACAACAGGUGCCCCCGGAAGUUUGGACAACAUCGGUGCAUGCGCACAAACCAAAUCACGUUCGCCCCAUAGGCUUUGAGGAAUCGGGAUGCUUUUGGAGUGGGACAUCGCCCUUCUGCCGUGGUAACUGCGGAACUUUCUACAGAGCCAAAAUCAUAAACAAAACGGGGGAUGGAAAGGCGUGCCUCACGGGAAACAAAAAGCUGUGCUGCCCAAUACCAUCCAAUCAUUUGAAGAGUGUGAUUGGUUAAUACAAGAACCUGUAAUCGAACGCGGUCUGUAACGACGUCAAGGAACCCGAACUGCUCAUUUUCUGCCCUUACACUUCGCGCUUAAAAAUCCAAUGCUUUCAGGUUCAUUUCUCCCUCAAAACACGUCUAACAAUGACGAACAGCAUAUUCAUUUUUAAGUGGAAAUCAUAAAUGUGAAACCACUUGUGUUAGGAGAUUCGUUUCCUGCCAACUGAUGAUGCAAAGUUGUAAAAUCUGGAAACAUUGAUCUUUGCCUUCCUAUUGCAGAAAAACGCUUUCUACAUCAAUACAUAUUUCAAAAAUGA
Daphnia carinata is the source of this 1911-nucleotide messenger RNA. RefSeq names its product E3 ubiquitin-protein ligase RNF12-B-like. The transcript is spliced from 5 exons. The coding region runs from base 86 to 1606 and encodes 506 amino acids. Lineage: Eukaryota; Metazoa; Arthropoda; Branchiopoda; Diplostraca; Daphniidae. The record is from RefSeq and is a predicted model, not a curated record.